AUGUAUAUCCUGCGCUCGGGUGCGUCCGUGCCCGCUACGCCGUCCGUCUCCGGCAUGCACGACCGUGACGGAGACGGAGGCCUGCGAGGUGCUCAACGGCGAGCCGCGCCGCACCCGUGGAGAGGUGGUGGUGGUGGUUCAUCGGUUGCUCCGGCGGAGUGGCUCGAGCGCGGGGGUAGAAGGGGUGCGUUUUCGCCGCGCCGUGUUUUUGACGGACGGACGGACGGACGGAGGCACGGAAGGGGUCCGUCGGGACUGCCACCGGGAUACGUGCACGUCGUACCGUGCGUCUCCGCCCCGCCCCGCCGAGUCUCAGUGGGCGCAGCCCCGUCCGUCUCGAUUCGUGCUGCGGACAUCUGUACACCCAUCUUCGACGCGCCGCCAUCAGCGCUGAGCGCCGUUGACGACUCGCACGACGCAAGCCCGCGGCGACGCACCGGUCGAGGUGCGCACAUCCCACUGCGCGAAUCGCCCGCGAUUGCGGGCAGAGUGCUGCUGCUGCUGCUGCUGCUGCUCUGGCCCUCGCAACGCAGCGCUGUGUUUCCGUCCCUUUCAUAUAGACUGCACGUGCGAACCUCCCCCACGGCGUCUGUCCUCCUCGAACCCGCUCCUGCUCCUCGCGCAAGCGCUCAACACAAACCCCGCUGCGUUCCCGCAGAAGCGGCGGGGAAUCCUCUGCUCUCGUCGUCGUGCCACGCCCGGUCUCUGGAUCCGCGCCCGGCGGACUCCGACGACACACCGACGACACGACCUCUUUCACCCCCCCCUUCCCCCCCCCCCCCCCAUCCGCACGGUGUGCUGCGUCGCUGGUCAAGACGCCCAUCCGAGCGCGAGCGCAGGGUGUCAAACGUGCCACCGCUCGCUUCGCUUUACUGGAGAGCGCGCAUUCAGAUGCUGCUGGGUUUGCCUCACGCACGGGGGUGCUCUCGCCCAGCUGCAGGUCUGACGGACGUUGGAUAUUCGCUCUCGGCCAGACUGCGAUAUGUUUCGCUUCGAGAGCUGCGAUUCGAACGCUUGCCAGACCAGAUUUACCUACCCUCACGGGAGGCGCGCGCACCUCACAAUAAACGGGCACGUACUGUACCGCCGUUUCAGGACCGACAAGACGUUCGAUUAUUCGCCGGUGGAGUUCGCUGUCUCGGUCAGAACGUAACGCGGUCUGCUUGGCCCGAGAAAGGGGAUUGA
This is a messenger RNA of Sparassis crispa, 1185 nucleotides long. RefSeq lists its product as hypothetical. The transcript has a single exon. The record is from RefSeq and is a predicted model, not a curated record. Lineage: Eukaryota; Fungi; Basidiomycota; Agaricomycetes; Polyporales; Sparassidaceae. The coding region runs from base 1 to 1185 and encodes 394 amino acids.